Messenger RNA from Rotaria sp. Silwood2, 1984 nucleotides. NCBI's taxonomy places the organism in Eukaryota, Metazoa, Rotifera, Eurotatoria, Philodinida, Philodinidae. The record is from the annotation of a GenBank genome assembly.
AUGCGUAUAUGCUAUUACAAAAAAAAACAACGAGCACCAAAAUAUACUGAAGAACAACUUCAAGAAAUUCUGAUUCGUGCUCAUCGUUUAUAUCGUUUAUUUUCAAAAGGUGAUUAUGAACUGUUGAUGGAUGAUGAAAAACAUUUUUUAUUACACAAUGAAUCUGCACUUGCCAAUCGGGGUUUCUAUUCAUCGGAUACAAAUACUACAACUCCAUAUGUUAAAUUUAAAAGAACCAAGAAGUUUGAACAAAAAUAACUAGUUUGGAUUGCGGUAUGUGAAAAUGGCAUUUCGAAACAAUUCUUCUCAAAACAAAAGCAGGCUAUUGUUCAAACAACUUACUUGGACAACCGUAUUAAGGCACGUUUAAUGUCAUUCAUCAAGAGAUAUUACACCGAGGAGAAAGUCUUAUUCUGGCCCGAUUUAGUUUCGAGUCAUUAUGGUCAUGACGUAAGACAGUAUUUGAAUGAUAAUAAAGAAAAAUUGGUACCAAUUGAAUGCAAUCCUCAAUACUGUCCACAAUGACGUUCAAUAGAAACUUUGUGAUCAAUUAUCGACGACAUGGUAUAUAAGAAGGGCUGAGAAGCAAGAACUAUCGAUUAACUGAAGAAACGAGAUGCAGCUAAAUUGAAAGAAAUCGAUCUGAAACUUGUACGAACUAUGUUUUCAGGUAUACGUAAAAAAAUUCGAAAGAUUGCUGAUAAAGAACCUGACGAAGCUUGUUCUUUUUGCUUGUUGAAACUUUAUCACUUGUACUUUUGUUUCUUAUAACAAAAAAGAAAUAAAAACAAUGUGUUGAAAUAAAAGACUAAAAAUAUUUUUGUACCAAAACUCUUUACACAUAGGUUAAGUUAUAGCAUUUAGUUUAUCCACAUUGAUGGACGAAGGCUGGUUUUUUUGUGGAACUCCAUCGAUAAAAUGAUGUUUCUUCUUCGUCUUAGCAUCGAUUAUGGAGUUGAUUUCAUUACUUUCGAGUUGAAAUGCACGCACUGUAUAAUUACCUGGGGUGAUUACGCGCAUUUCUGCACAAAGGUAAGGAUAUUUUCGGCCGCACUCUACGUAUACAGUAUUCUUUCUCUUCUAUUCAUUAUAUUUGAUUUGAAAUGUACGAACUGUAUAAUUACUUGGUGUAAUUACGUGCAUUUUUGCGCAAAGGUAAAGAUAUUUUCUCUCGAACUCUACGUGUACAGUAUACUAUCUCUUCUAUAUUUGAAUAUAUACUUUAAGAUCGUAUCUAUCAGCAUUAAUGUCGAACGCUGAGAAUAAGAACUUACAGCAUUCAGUUUAUCCACAUUGAUGGACAAAGGUUGGUUUUUUUUCUGGAACUACAUAGAUGACUUGAUGUCUCUUGUUCAUUUUAAACUCGACUAUGAUGUUGAUUUCAUUAGUUUUGAUUUCAAAUGGAUGAACUGUAUAAUCACCUGGUGUGAUUACGAACAUUUCAGCAAAGGUAGCGACAUUUUUUGCGAAAGUUUACGUAUCCAGUGUACCAUCUAUUCUAUUAUUCAAAAUAUACUUUAAGAUUAUAUUUAACAGUAUUAGUCUGGAACGCUGACAAUAAUAAGGUACAUUAUUCAGUGUAUCCAUGUUGAUGCAGGAAGGUUGGAUUUUUUUCUUGAACUAGAUCGACAAAUUAAUGUUUGUUCCUCAUUUUAGAAUCAACUGUGACGUUUUCUGCAGCAGUAUUUUAUUUGAAAUACAGCAAUUGUAAUAUCAACUCACGUGACCAUGCUGGUUCCUGUAUGAAGGUAAGGACACUGUUUUUGGGUAUCCAUACCGAUAUACUGUAUGUCCCACGCUUCGUCACAAACAUAUUUAUGAACAUUUGUAUUGAAUGGUGGUAAUAAAAUAUUCCGACUUCUCUCCCAUGUAAAAAUUUUUUACAAUUUAACGAAAUCUUUUCACAUGAAAAUUCGUUAAAAAUUUAACGACUUAACGAUUAAAUAUGUUACAAUUUCGACCUGGAAAACGCGUUAAAUUUGCU